CCUCGCGAAAUUCAAGCGGCGCAGUCAAAAGUUAAAAGUCAGUUUCAGUUAUGUUUUGGAGUACGACGCGCGAGCAUUAUUGUUUCCAUUGUUAGCGAAGUUUUUAAUUGACUGAAAGAAACACAAGAAAAUAACACCUCGCUUACGUGUUAACCCUUUUUUUUGUAACUUGUGCUUAAGUCACUUAAGCAAAUACCGGAGAAAGUAAACUAGCAGUGUGUAGAUUAGAGUUUAUUGAUGAGUGAACAAAAGACACCGCCGGAGCGAAGUGUGAUAAGCGGUUGACCUGCGACCCGCACACACUGCAAGAAAAAAGGGGCAACGAGCGGAUCAAAGGUCACCGCCGUCGACGAAUGCAUUUGCAUCUCCUGGCGGCAGAGCAGACGCCUCCAUCUCCAUCUCCAAAUCCAACUCCAACUCCAUCAGCAUCUCCAUCUGGGCAUACGGGCGCUGCUGGGGAGGCGCAAUUGGACUUGGCAUCGCAAACGGAAUCGCACUUGCAGCUGGGCUUGCCGUUGGCUUCCGGAUACGGACUCGGACUCGGAUUGGGACUGGGUUUGGGAUUGGGACUGGGCCAGGAAUUGGUGGCGGACCACUGCACCACUGUGGCGCCCGUCAGCGUUGCCGGUCCCGGCCGCCUGGGUCGCAGCAUCAACGGCAGCGGCGGCAGCCACCACCACCACCACCUGCACCACCACUACGCACCGUACCACCACGCCCACCCCUACCACCCACCGCAUCCGCACGCGCCCCACCACCACCACCACCCACCGUACCCGUAUCCGCCGGCAGGACCACAUCCGCCGGCCAUGGUCACCUCGUCCUCCACAUCGCCGACGGGCAACGGCUGGAGCAGCUCCACUGGCGACUUCAAGGGCAUCACGGCGGUGGCGACGGCCACUGGCGGCGGCGCAGGUGGUGCCACCCAGGGCGCCACUGCAUCCACGGGCGCCACAGCCGCUGAGGUUUUGGCCGUUUCGAGUAGUGCCAGUGUUGGCAGCAGCUCGCCCACAGGUGGCGCCAGCAAUGGUACAGCCCACAGUGGGCAUAGUGGACACACCGGCGGUCACAGCAGUAGCACCGCCAGCAACAGCAACAACAACGGUGCCAACAAUAGCAACAAUAACAACGCCGUUCACCAGGAUCUAUUGUGGAUGGAGCGAUUGGUACAGAAGCGACAGCAGGAACAUCCCGGCGAAUUGGUGCGCACGAGCAAUCCGUACUUCCUGUGCUCCGCCCUGCCCGCCCAUUGGCGCUCCAACAAGACGCUGCCGAUGGCCUUCAAGGUCGUCGCUCUGGCGGAAGUGGGCGAUGGCACCUACGUCACCAUCCGGGCGGGAAACGACGAGAACUGCUGCGCGGAGCUGCGCAACUUCACCACCCAGAUGAAGAACGACGUGGCCAAGUUCAACGAUCUGCGUUUCGUGGGACGCAGCGGAAGAGGGAAGAGCUUCACGCUGACCAUCACGGUGGCCACGAGUCCGCCACAGGUGGCAACCUACGCCAAAGCCAUCAAGGUGACCGUCGAUGGACCGCGCGAGCCCCGCUCCAAGACAAGUCCGACGGGUGGUCCGCACUACCGAGCUCUGGGUCUGGGCCAGCGUCCCUACAUCGAUGGCUUCCCCUCGACGAAGGCGCUCCACGAGCUGGAGACGCUCCGGCGGUCCGCCAAGGUGGCAGCGGUUACGACGGCAGCGGCGGCGGCUGCCACAGCGGCAUCGGCGGCCAAUGCGGUGGCGGCGGCCGCAGCCGCUGUGGCGGUCACUCCAACGGGGGGCGGCGGCGGAGCUGGGGGCGUGGCUGGCGGAGCGGGCGCUGGACUGGUGCAGCAAUUGAGCAGCAAUUACUCAUCGCCGAAUAGUACAAUCAACUCGGACUGCCAGGUCUACAAGCCGAAUGCGCCGCACAUACAAGCAGCCGAAAUGAUGGGCGCCGGCGAAUGGACGAAUGGAUCCUCGAGUUCGGCGGCUGCCUACUACCACAGCCACGCCCACCACCCGCACGCCCACCACGCCCACCACGCCCACGCGCACCUGCAGCACCAGAUGGCCUUGCCACCGCCGCCGCCGCCCCCCGCAGCGGCACCCGUUUCGGUGGGCGUGGGCGGCAAUGGAGCCACCAUGGGCAUGGGCAUGGGAGUGGGUGUGGGCAUGGGCAUGAACCACUACGGCGGAGGCUACGACUCGGCCAACUCGCUGGAGGCGGGCCAGUAUGCCGCCCAUCUGCCGGCGGUGCUGCCCGAGAUGCAUGGCCAUGGAUUCGCCACGGAUCCCUACCAGACGGCCGGCUAUGGCGGCGGCAAUACGGGCGGAGGCAGUGCCUCCAAAUCGGAACUGGACUACGGCGGUAGCUACAAUCAGGCGUGGUCCAAUGGCUAUCAGAACUAUCAGUAUGGCAGUUGUUUGGCCACCGCCCAGUAUGGUCCUCAGGCGGCGCCGCCCCCACAGCCACCACCUCCUCCGCCGGUGGUGCUCUGCCCGCAGCUGUACUCCACGGUCAACCAGAAUCAAAUCCACCUGCAUCUGCACAGCAGCGAGAAGCUGGAGCAGUAUCUGGGCACGGCCACUAGUGCGGACCACCUCACCAUUGGAUCUCUGACGGGCAGCAGUCGUUCCAGCAUCGAAAUUGGCCAGGAUCAGUACCACCAGCAGGUGCACCACGCACAGCAGCAGCAGCAGCAACAACAGGUGCACCACCCACAGCAGCAGCAGGUGGAAUCCGCUGGCGAAGUGGGUGGCAGUGGUGCCGGCGGGGUGGAAUCCGCCAGGGAGGAAGACGUGGGCGAUCUCACGCAGGUGUGGCGACCCUAUUGACCCAAUCGGAUCAUCCAGCGGUCAGCGCCGACCGGUCUCCACCUGCACCCACAUCUGAAUCUGAAUCCGAAUCCAAAUCCGAAUCCCAGCCACCCACCGCUGCACCUGCACAUCGAACUGAACUAGGAGAGCAGCAGGAUCACCACAAGAACUGUACAAUUUUUUUUCACUUUUUUUUUGAUAGUUAAUAACGUAUGCCUAAGUAAUCCCAAAACAUCUGCAAGUUGUACAUAAAGUAAUGAAUAUGUUUAAGAGAUUAGGCGCCCUUAACUUUAAGAACUCAAAACUAAUGAAAUAAAACCCAACUCCUAUCUUAAAUUAUACUACCAUUUCAGCCUAAUUAACAUUAUACUCGAUAUUAUCAUUUGCAAAAUUAGUUUUGAGUUCAAAAGAGUUCAGCUGCAGCAUAAUGGGAAAAUCUAUAAUAAUAUAUAACACUAGAAAAAGAUGUAAGCCCGUACAAGAAACACAUUAAACGAGGUGUAAAUAAAUGAGAGCUUAAGCAUAAGAUGAAAGCAUAACAUAAUCUAAUCAGUAAUCCUAGCGUAUAGAGCACCCAAAUCCCUACAAACCACUUUUUUUUACUAGCCCUAAGUCUUGAAGGAUACUCGAUAAAGCCGCACAACUAUCUAUAAAUAUAUAAAUACGUAUGUAUACAUUUUUUUUCUGUUACUUUUUGUGUGGGAAUCUGCCAAAGGAUUCGAUGAUGAAAGUAAAAAUCUGAACGAUGAAGAGAAGACUAUAAAUAAAGUUAUCGUAUUUAUUUAAA
Messenger RNA from Drosophila simulans, 3582 nucleotides. RefSeq names its product protein lozenge. The coding region runs from base 354 to 2813 and encodes 819 amino acids. NCBI's taxonomy places the organism in Eukaryota, Metazoa, Arthropoda, Insecta, Diptera, Drosophilidae. Gene Ontology annotation, cellular component: nucleus. Gene Ontology annotation, biological process: regulation of DNA-templated transcription. The record is from RefSeq and is a predicted model, not a curated record. The transcript has 6 exons. Gene Ontology annotation, molecular function: ATP binding; DNA-binding transcription factor activity, RNA polymerase II-specific; RNA polymerase II cis-regulatory region sequence-specific DNA binding.